UUACAGGCAUAAGCCACCCUGCCUGACCAAAAACAUUUCUUCUUGUUUUGAGAAGCUUCUGGGCUCCAGAGACAGAAGAUGAGGAAGUUUUAUUUUCCAAUCCAGCAAAUUCUAGGCUCUCAAUAUUCUCAGUUCUUUGCAAACUGUGCAGUUCUUUCUUCUGCAUAUCUCUCAUGUUACUUUAUCAUAGUUAGUUUAUCAAACUAUUCAGCUAACAGCGAAAUGGCCUCCCAUAGACUUCACAAACUCCAUUCACAGCAUCAACUUGGCAGCUCAAUCUGCUUGGCUUCUCUGAUUGAUGGCUCUUCUCUGAUCCUCCAACUCCUUCUUCUAGACCUUCACCUCUCUAGAUCUUCCCAUGGUUUCAUUAUGGUCUAAUUCUUGUAACUCCUGUUCCCUAACACUCAGGUGACUUUGCUGUCCUGACUGAACCUUGCUUAAUACAGAAAUUUAUACUCAGAAAUGCAAUGCAAUAAUAAAAACCUAGAAUGUGGCACUGACUUUAGGAUCAGGUAGCAGGCAAAGGCUGAACGGGUGUCAAGAAGCCUGUUGGUGGAGGCUGGAACAAUGGGGGAAAUUGCUACUAGAAUCUGGGAAAAAUAUGACCCAUGUCAUGUAUUAAUACAUGUAGACUAACUGGCAAAAAUAUGACCAUUGGUAACAACUGGUAUAUCUAAGGAGAUUUCUAGGCAUUGUUUUGGGGAUGUGAAUUGGCCUCUGAACAAGGAGUUCCUGGGGUGGUAUAUGGGAAGCUGUUAUCUGAAUAGCUACUGUCUCUGAUGCUUAGCCAACAGUGGUUUGAGGCCACUGUUGGUCAGCAAGGCCAGCGUUCGGGAAGAAAGCCAGACAUAGAGCAGAGGACAAAGUGGAUUCUGACAGACAUUUCUGAAUCUGUCUCUGAGUGUGAAAAGAUCAUGAAAGUCAUCAAAGUGUAUUCAUCAUGCCUCACUCUGCUUUCCAAAAUCUUGUUCCAUUUUUGUCCCGCUCCUAACCCAAACCAUGUAGAGAAAAGAUUUCUGGGAAACACUGUUACUACCGUAACCAAAUUGACUCAGUAAAAUCUGUCACAGAACCACAUCAAAUAUUGAAAAUUUAAAAUUGACAACAGUGUGAAAUUUGUUUUUAAAUCAUUUUUAUUAUAAAAUAUGCAUAAGAUGUACCACGUAAAGCAAUUUCAAGUGUACAGUUCAGUGACAUUAAGUACAUUCACAUUGUUAUGAAACCUGUCACCACCAUCCACAUGUAGAACUUUUUUCAUCUUCCCAAACUGAAACUUCUCUAACCAUUAAACAGUAACUCCCCAUUCCCUCUCCCCUUUUAGCCCCUGCCAACCACCACUAUCCUUUCUCUUAUGAAUUUCACUACUGUGGGUACCCUUUGUAAGUGGUACUUUUGUGACUGGUUUAUUCCACUUAGCAUAAUGUCUUCAGGGUUCAUCCAUGUGUCAGAAUUUUUUCAUUUUUAAUACUAAAUAAUAUGUAAUAUAUGUUUUUAUGUAAAUUUUAUAUAAUCAUAAAACAACAUAAUUUUAAUAUUUUAUGUUUAUACAUUUAAUACUUUAAUGUUUUAUCUGAAUAAUUUAAUUCUGUAUGUAAUAAUUGCUUUUUAAUACUAAAUAUUCCAUUUUAUGUAAAAAGCACAUUUUGUUUAUUCAUUCAUCUGUUGGACACCUGAGUGACUUCUGCCUUUUGGCUGUUGUGAACCUGCUUUCAGUUAUUUCAGAUAUGUACCAAAAUAGGAAUUGAAGAAAUAGGAAUAAGAAUAGGAAUUGCCGGAUCAUAUGAAAAUUCUGUUUAAUUUUUUAGGGAACUGCCAUACCGUUUUCUGUAGCAGCCACACCAUUUUCCAUUCCCAUGAGCAAUGCAGCAAUGUCUCUUAAGGUUUCCAAUUUCUCCACAUUCUCACCAACACUUGUUACUUUCUGGGUUUUUUUUUUUUCCAAGAUGGAGUCUCACUCUUGUUGCCCAGGCCGGAGUGCAGUUGCGUGAUCUUGGCUCACUGCAACCUCCGCCUCCCGGGUUCAAGCAGUUCUCCUGCUUCAGCCUCCGGUGUGCUACCACGCCUGGCUAAUUUUUGUAUUUUUAGUAGAGACAGGGUUUCACCAUGUUGGCCAGGCUGGUCUUGAACUCCUGACAUCAUGAUCUGCCCGCCUUGGCCUCCCAAAGUGCUGGGAUUGCAGGCCCACCUCUGUUGUUUGUUUUUGAGACAGGAUCUUGCUGUGUCACCCACGCUCAGGCUGGAGUGAAGUUGCAUAAUCCUGGCUCACUGCAACUUCCACCUCCUGGACUCAAGCCAUUUUCCUGCCUCAGUUUCCCAAGUAGCUGGGACUACAGGUACAAGUGCGUGCCGCCACGCUAAUUUUUUAUAUUUUUUUUGUAGAUAUGGGGUUGGCCAGGCUGGUUUCAAACUCCUGAGCUCAGGCGAUCAGCCCGCCUCAGCAGCCUCCCAAAGUGGUGUGGUGGGAUUAUAGGCGUGAGCCACUGCGCCUUGCCAGAUUUUUUGUUUUAGAAAAUAGCCUUCCUAAUGAUUGUGAAGUGGUAUCUUGUGGUUUUGAUUUGCAUUUUUCUAAUGAUUAGUGAUGUUUAGCAUCUUUUCAUGUGCUUAUCGGUCCCUUGUAUAUUUUCUUUGGUGAAACGUCUGAAUAUUCAAGCCUUUUGCCCAUUUUUUAGUUGGAUUGUUUUUUGUUUGUUUUUCAGUUUGUAGGAUUUCUUUAUAUACUCUGGGUGUUAACUCCUGAGAUAGAUAUUUGCAAAUAUUUUCUCCUAAUGUGUAGGUUGUCUUUUCAUUCUGUUGAUAGUGUUGUUAUUGUUUCUACUGAGAGGUGUUUUUUUUGUUUGUUUUUUUGUUUUUUUGUUUUUUUUUGAGACAGAGUCUCACUCUGUUGCCCAGGCUGGAGUGCAGUGGUUUGAUCUCAGCUCACUGCAACCCCCACUUCCAGGGUUCUAGUGAUUCUCCUGCCUUAGCCUCUGAGUAGGUGGGAUUACAGGCGUACGCCACCACGCCCGGAUAAUCUUUGUAUUUUUAGAAGAGACAGGGUUUCGCCAUGUUGGCCAGGCUGGUCUCAAACUCCUAACUUCAAGUGAUCCACCCACCUCAGCCUCCCAAAGCGCUAGGAUUACAGGCAUGAGCCACUGCUCCUGGCCUUAUAUGCCAUCUUGAGAAGGCUAAGGGAUGCCCGAAUAGCUAGUAAAACAUUAUUUCUGGGUGUGUCUGUGAGGGUGUUUGUGGAAGAGGUUAGUAUUUAAAUCAGUAGACUGAGUAAAGAAAGAUCCGCCCUCACCAGUGUGGGCCAGCAUCAUCCAAUCAGCUGAGGGCCUGAAUAAAACAAAAAGGUGGAGGAAGGGAGAAUACUGCCUCUCCUUGAGCUGAGACAUUCAUUUUCUCUUUUCCUUGGACAUCAGAGCUCCUGUUCUGGCCUUUGGACGCUGGUAAUACUGCCUCACCUCCACUUCUGGUUCUUAGUUAGGCCUUUGGACUCUGACUGGAUUACAUUAUAAGCUUUCUGUGAGACAGUUCUUAUAAUAAAUCUCUUCAUAUGCAUAUGUAUGAGAAGAGUUUAUAUAUAUGUAAUUGUUUCUGUUUCUCUGGAAAACCUGAACUAAUACUUUGUUCAAAAGUUGAGGCAAAAUAAAAACGUUUCCAGAUAAGCAAAUACUGAGAGAAUUUGUUAGCAGGCUUGCCUUACUAAAGGAAGUACUUCAAGCUGAAAUGAAACGCUAUGGUACCAGAUGGUAACUUGAAGAAAAAGAAGAGCAGAAGUUAAUUUCAGAGAUGUUCUCAAAUAGUGAUGAAGCUGUAAUCAAUAAAAAACUUCCCAAAGAACUCCUGUUACGGAUAUUUUCUUUUCUAGAUGUUGUUACCCUGUGCCGCUGUGCUCAGGUCUCCAGGGCCUGGAAUGUUCUGGCUCUGGAUGGCAGUAACUGGCAGCGAAUUGACCUAUUUGAUUUCCAGAGGGAUAUUGAGGGCCGAGUAGUGGAGAAUAUUUCAAAACGAUGUGGGGGCUUUUUACGAAAGUUAAGUCUUCGUGGAUGUCUUGGAGUGGGAGACAAUGCAUUAAGAACCUUUGCACAAAACUGCAGGAACAUUGAAGUACUGAAUCUAAAUGGGUGUACAAAGACAACAGACGCUACAUGUACUAGCCUUAGCAAGUUCUGUUCCAAACUCAGGCACCUUGACUUGGCUUCCUGUACAUCAAUAACAAACAUGUCUCUAAAAGCUCUGAGUGAGGGAUGUCCACUGUUGGAGCAGUUGAACAUUUCCUGGUGUGACCAAGUAACCAAGGAUGGCAUUCAAGCACUAGUGAGGGGCUGUGGGGGUCUCAAGGCCUUAUUCUUAAAAGGCUGCACGCAGCUAGAAGAUGAAGCUCUCAAGUACAUAGGUGCACACUGCCCUGAACUGGUGACUUUGAACUUGCAGACUUGCUUGCAAAUCACAGAUGAAGGUCUCAUUACUAUAUGCAGAGGGUGCCAUAAGUUACAAUCCCUUUGUGCCUCUGGCUGCUCCAACAUCACAGAUGCCAUCCUGAAUGCUCUAGGUCAGAACUGCCCACGGCUUAGAAUAUUGGAAGUGGCAAGAUGUUCUCAAUUAACAGAUGUGGGCUUUACCACUCUAGCCAGGAAUUGCCAUGAACUUGAAAAGAUGGACCUGGAAGAGUGUGUUCAGAUAACAGAUAGCACAUUAAUCCAACUUUCUAUACACUGUCCUCGACUUCAAGUAUUGAGUCUGUCUCACUGUGAGCUGAUCACAGAUGAUGGAAUUCGUCACCUGGGGAAUGGGGCCUGCGCCCAUGACCAGCUGGAGGUGAUUGAGCUGGACAACUGCCCACUAAUCACAGAUGCAUCCCUGGAGCACUUGAAGAGCUGUCAUAGCCUUGAGCGGAUAGAACUCUAUGACUGCCAGCAAAUCACACGGGCUGGAAUCAAGAGACUCAGGACCCAUUUACCCAAUAUUAAAGUCCACGCCUACUUCGCACCUGUCACUCCACCCCCAUCAGUAGGGGGCAGCAGACAGCGCUUCUGCAGAUGCUGCAUCAUCCUAUGACAAUGGAGGUGGUCAACCUUGGCGAACUGAGUAUUUAAUGACACUUCUAGAGCUACCGUGGAGUCUCUCCAGUGGAAGCAACCCCAGUGUUCUGAGCAAGGGUUACAAAGUGAGGGAGGGCAGUGUCCAGAUCCCCAGAGCCACACAUACAUACACAUACACACCCUUACCCCCAUCCACUCUAGCUUUGUGACCAUGGGACUGAAGUUUGUGAUGGCUUUUUUAUCAAGUAGAUUGGUAAAAUUUAACCAUUCCUGUUGAGGUGCCCAUAAGAAAAUCAUAGGCCAAGAUAGGGAGGGGCAUUCCAGCAAACCCCGUGUUAAUGCUACUGUGGUUUUUAAAUUUUUGUCUAGGGGUUUCUUUGGGGAUUUUAGAACAGCAUCUGCUGUCCUCCGGGGUCAAGAAAAGCAUGGAAAGACAAUAUAUGAUGUACCCAGGGACCAGAAAGAAAAUUUCUUUGCAUCUUAGAAAUGGUAGACAUUCAUUGUGACUAAAGAGCUUCUAUGCUUCCUUGUUUCCAUGCCAACAUGCUGAGCAUGCUCACAAAGAAGGCUCGUCCAUUCCUCCUGUGUUUUAGUAUUUGGCCCAGAGGUUUCCUAAAUGGUUGCCUUGAAAUCACUGUGGUCCAAAUGUAAUUCUUACACACUCAAAUUAUCACUGUCUGUAGCACACUUGUGCACCUGUCUUACAUUCUCUGUUGCUCCCCCCCACACUCUUGCUCAGUCUGUCACCUGUUCAGUCUGCUUACUCACUCAAUUGUUACCCUUUUGCUGUUGUCGUGUUUACAGUUUGCAUUUUGAAUGAUUAGUUGGGAUUACCAAACAUUUUUUAAAAAGAUAUUAUCAAUAAAUAUUUUUUUAAUUCUAAAUUUUACCAUUAGGGGACCCUGCCUGAAUCUUUGCCAACCUGCAAGGAAACUCUAAUGAAAGCAAGAAAAGUUAUGAGAAGAAACUGUUUUGAUGAAAACAGAUGCUACCUUUUGGUUUCUAUUUUAUCUUCUGAUAUGUGAUAAUUCGCAUGGUAUCCCCAAUAUUCCCCCUACAUAUUCUUCCUUCUGUCAGACUCCACCAACUGUAUCAUAAGGAAAGAGAGAGAUGUAUUAUUAGGAAAGAGUGAAAAUGAUAAAUCACAAAACAGAGCCUGAAAGUCCCCAACACCCAAGUUCAGACAUUAAUGAUUAAUGUUAUUAUAUAUUUACUGAAAUCUAGGAGUGAUCAGUGGCAUCUCUGACCUAUGAGGUUGUUUUAACAGGAAUGCCACUAGAGGAGCUGUGUAUUCUAGCCAGUCUGUUUCUCUCUUUUCCCCCAUUUCAGCCUUUCAGGGAUACAAGAAUGGCUCUAUAACAGCUGGUCAAUUGUAUGUCAGUGUUAAUGGAUUCAUAUCUAGUGUUGGCACCCCAAAGGGCCAGAACCUUCCCAUAACCUGUCAGUCAUCUCUCUUUUCUGCCCCAGUCUUUUUUUUUUUUUUUUUUUUUUUUUAAGACGGGUUCUCACUCUUGCCCAGACUGGAGUGCAGUGGUGCGAUCUCGGCUCACCGCAACCUCCACUUCCCAGGCUCAAGCGAUUCUCUUGCCUCAGCCUACCGAGUAGCUGGGAUUACAGGCAUGCACCACUACUGCCUGGCUAAUUUUUGUAUUUUUAGUAGAGAUGGGGUUUCACAUGUUGGCCAGCCUGGUCUUGAACUCCUGACCUCAAAUGAUCCACCUGCCUCAGCCUCCCAAAGUGCUGGGACUACAGGCAUGAGCCACCAUGCCCGGCCCUGUUCAGACUUCUGAAUGAAGUAUGAAUGUAGCCAGGUGAAGCAUUGAGGCAGCUGAAAGAGAACACUGAGAGGAAGUAAGGGGUUUAGUGUCUCUGCUUAGCCUGGGCACUAGAACUGAGGGAGGAAUUUAGUGUCCAGGACUCAAGAGUCCAAGAAGAAGCACCCUCUGUCUUCCCAAAAAAUCAGAGGAUAAAGGAAGUAAAAUGAGUUUUUAAAGCAUAAGAAGAAAAUUUCUAAACCCCAAGAUUAGAAACCCAGUGUGAUUUUUAGUAGGGUGAUUUUGGCGGGGGGUGUCCUUUGAGACAUUAAUGUGCAAUCCAUCAUAAUAUUAAUCUUCUAUAUGAUCCAGACUAUUAAAAGGCUUGUUUUAUUUAUUUAUUUUAUUUUAUUUUAUUUUUUUAGAGAUGGGGUCUCGCUAUCUUGCCCAGCCUGGACUCAAACUCCUGGGCUCAAGCCUUCCUCCCACCUCAGCCUCCCAAGUAGCUGGGACUACAGGUGUGUGCCACUGUACCCAGCUUAAGAGGUUUGUUUUAAUGCUGCAGUUGCUGAUUAUACCAGCAUAUAUAAGAAUAAAGUCUGAUUUAUUUAUCCAUUGAUUUAGAAGGCAAUUGGAUGAAAGGGUCUUAGAAGUCUAUACUAUCCAUUAAUAUUUAUCAUAUUAAAUUUAUUUUAAAUCCUGUUUUAUUGUGCCGCUUUAAAAACGCAGAUUACUUGUUUAUUCAUUCCCCUUUCCCCUUAUUCUCUUUCAGAUUACCUUAUAAGGAAUAUAGUUUUUAACAUGAAACUCAGUUUCUUGUCUGUACCCCUACACAUAAAAAUACAUACGUGCAUACACACAUACUUCCAGAUGUGGUUAAUAAUAUUCAGAUCCCUAGGUUACUCAAACAAAACUAAAGGAGAGAACUAUUUAGGGGCCAUCUGCUUUAAAGUUUAAGGUGUUUUGUUGUUGUUUUAGUGCCUGUACAAAUUGACCAUAAAACCCAGAUUGAUUAGUGAGUGUGGAUUUGAGUUGCCUAAGUUGAGGCUAUUAAGGUACUUCUUUACUUAAAAGAUAAGUUUAAAAGACUCUAUUCAUCAGUUCAUGAUGAUCUUGGAAAUGCUGUUUCUCUGCUCAAAGGAUAUACCCACAGGCAGGUCCAUGGGGACUUGCUCUGGUGAUCUCUGCUAUUAAGGCAAAUUCCAGCCUGUUUGUGCCAAGAACAGAGUCAAGUGAGAGAGAAUGAAGACUCAGAGAUGUGCAGCACUGGCUUGUAUGUUGUCAGGCAGAAGCCUUGUUCCUUUCUCAAGAAAACUUCAGGCCUAUCAAGCUUGGAAGGAAAUACAUUUUUUUAUGCUGAUUUGCAGCCUACACCAGCUGAUGAAUAUGCUAGGACUUUGAGAGAACACAAAGCAUGGUAAGUUUUGGUCAGGUGGAAAGGAGCCUGACAUCUGAACAUAAUGCUUCCUCUCUCAACAUCUGGGAUACUUUUGAAAAUUCAGUAAGGCUUAAUGUAGGAAAAAUUCUUUACAGGAAAAGCUAAUUGAUCUGUUUGUCUAACCUCAUAGCCACUCCAAAAUAUGCCUUUUAUAAUGGAAAAAAACAGUGAACAGAGAGAAGAGAUUUGGGGAUAAGUUAGAAGGUACCCUCAAAACUACUGCCGUAAACCUACAGGUGGGCAAGGAGGAAUUACUGUAGUGUCUCUGGAGAAAGUUCUUGAACAUCCAAAUCAUCUCUUUUCUAAGCAGUUUUUCCCCUAAUCUCAUACCUUACAUCUUCCAGCAUCAUUUGCUACAUCAAUGUCUUUUCAUCCUCUUCAUCAGCCCCAUUGAGCUGACUCCAGCUUAUUUUUGCACUGAUUUCCACCAUUUCCUUCCCACACCCAUCCUUUCCCUCUAUUUAAAGCCUCCAUCUCACCCUCAGUAAUGCUGCUGAUUUACUCUCAGAUGUCUCAAGUCUAGCUUCCUUUUUGAAUCCUUCUCCUACUCCAGGGGCUGUCAAAGGCAGCCUUAAAGUUCAGUGACUGUUAGGUGGCUCAGGCCAUUUUUCAUUGGGUGGUCUUUGGUGUUUGCAUACUGAAUUUGAAUUCAGUUUAAAAGCAAACUGUUGGAUAUGAGGAAGAAAGGGAUAUGGCCUUAGCCCUUUUUCCAAUAUUUGGAAUAUGAAAGCAUAUUGUGCUUUGUGUAAAAAAUGUUUUCUUCUCCUAUUCUGCUCUUGUCUUUACUGAAGGUAAAAGUAUUCCUUAAGUAGCUUUUGCAAAUUUCUAGUCUGAUUUCCACAUUCAUUAAGUUGAUUUAGCAGACAUGUAAGUCAGAAGUUUCACAUAUCCCUUGUAUCAAACAUUUUAUAGGGAAACCUAGUAAAUUUAUGAUGCUUCAUUUUGGGCUUUCCAGACUAUUUGAGUUAUUCAAGAUAGCCAUAAUGUUUUAGUAGCGACAUUCUUUUAUUACUUCUAAUUGCCUUGUAAAAUGCAUUGUUAUGGCCCGGCACGGUGGGUGGAUCACAAGGUCAGGAGUUCAAGAACAGCCUGGCCAAGAUGGUGAAAUGCUGUCUCUACUGAAAAUACAAAAAUUAGCCAGGUGUGGUGGCAGGUGCCUGUAAUCCCAGCUACUCGGGAGGCUGAGGCAGAGAAUUGCUUGAACCCGGGAGGUGGAGGUUGCAGUGAGCUGAGAUCGCACCACUGCACUCCACCCUGGGCGACAGAGUGAGACUAUCUCAAAAAAAAAGAAAGAAAGAAAGAAAAAAAUGCAUCGUUACUAGUUUGAUAGCCCACUAAUGCCAUGGGGGACUAAACAAAAUAUGUGAUGAAACCUGUCUUGGUUUGAAGUUGUUAGAAAGUGUGAGAGUGUCACUGGAAAGAAGAGAGUGGCUUCCUGCCUGCUUGUUUAGUCAGCAUGUCCUUAGGUGACUGUGUUGUUGGGAGAAGAGCACUCAUGGGUCAUGGGUGACCCUUGGCCAUUUUAUGUUUAUUGUGCUGAAAGUCACAGGCGGCUCAUGCCAGUUGCUACCAGUGAGAGGAGGGGUUUAAAGGAAAUUGCUCUAUUUUGCCUUAUUCCUCCUUAUGUGUAUGAUUUAAGGGUAGGCUUUUAUCCUGGUUGUAUCUCCUGGCUGACAGACUUUCUCAAUCAUAUGUUUGAGCUCUGAAGCAUUUUACAAAAAGAUUGCCUCUCUAUCUGCCUGCCAAUCCUAGAAUCUUUAGCCACCUCAAACCCAGGCACUGUGAAUUAGCCAAGUCCUGUUUGAGAAGAAAUGUAGGAUGUUUGGUUGGAAUUCUUGAGACAGAACCUCUCUCCCCAUUAAUGAUGUUGUACCAAAGAAUUCUAAAGCAGUAAAAGGAUAAUGGGGAAAAAUGGAGUCACAGCCUUUCCUCGCCUAUAUUUCUUUUUUUUUUUUUUUUUUUUGACAUGGAGUCUCGCUCUGUCACCCAGGUUGGAGUGCCAUGGCACAAUCUCAGUUCACUGCAACCUCUGCCUCCUGGGUUCAAGUGAUUCUUCUGUUUCAGCCUCCCAAGAGGCCAGGAUUACAGGUGCCCACCACCACGCCCAGCUAAUGUUUGUAUUUUUCAUAGAGAUGGGGUUUUGCCAUGUUGGCCAGGCUAGUCUCGAACUUCUGACCUCAAGUGGUCCACCUGCCUUGGCCUCCCAAAGUGCUGGGAUUACAGGUGUAAGCCACCGCACCUGGCCAGUUUCUAUCAUAAAUUUUAAAUGUAAGAUUGGAAGAUACAGAGAGCUGUAUAAAAUCAUACCAGUAGGGUAUAAUUAGCCCAGGUAGUUUAGGAAUAAAAUUGGGUUGUAUCCGAGUGCCCUAACUUGACAUUUUGAUUCUCCAGCAAAGAACAUAGGUUACUAGGUUACUAACCUUGCCUUCUCACUUGGGAUAAACUUUUUUUUUUUUUCUUGUUGCCCAGGCUGGAGUGCAAUAGUGAGAUCUCGGCUCACCGCAACCUCCGCCUCUUGGGUUCAAGCGAUUCUCCUCCCUUAGCCUCCCGAGUAGCUGGAAUUACAGCCUGUGCCACCACGCCCGGCAAAAUUUGUAUUUUUAGUAGAGACGGGGUUUCACCAUGUUGGUCAGGCUGGUUUCAAACUCCCAACCUCAGGUGAUCUGCCCACCUCAGCCUCCCAACAUGCUAGGAUUACAGGCGUGAGCCACUGCGCCCAGCCCAGGAUAAACAUUCUACCUGCCUGAAAGUACCAUAAGAGGCAAGUGAGUUUCUUGCAUGAUGGGCUUCUGCAGCUUCCCCCUCAAGUCACAUCUACCUGUUGUAUUUAUUUAUUUAUUUAUUUUUGAGACAGAGUCUCGCUCUGUUUCCCAGGCUGGAGUGCAGUGGCGUGAUCUCGGCUCACUGCAAGCUCCACCUCCCAGGUUCACGCCAUUCUCCUGCCUCAGCCUCCCAAGUAGCUGGGACUACAGGCUCCCGCCACCACGCCCGGCUAAUUUUUUGUAUUUUUAGUAGAGACGGGGUUUCACCCUGUUAGCCAGGAUGGUCUCGAUCUCCUGACCUCAUGAUCCACCCGCCUCGGCCUCCCAAAGUGCUGGGAUUACAGGCGUGAGCCACCGCGCCCGGCCCGUUGUAUCUAUUUUUUUUAGACGCAUCAAUUCAGUGUCUCUGAAGCCUUUGAUCGUUAGGAAGGUCAGUACAUAACCUCUUAGGUGAAGCUGAGUUGAUCUUUGGAGCCCAAGAGAGUUAAUUUUCAGGAGAAAAAGAAUUAGGGCAAGCUCCCCUGUGGGAUGUUAAGAGAAAGUCCAUAUGCGCUUCUUCCAUCUCUGCCUCUUGUUUUUAAAUAAGUGCUUGUGAAGUUCAGUUUAUAGAGGUUGAGUCUCAGUGCUUCCUCAGCCAGGGUGGUUUAUUGCUGUUUUACAAAGAACCAUGAACAAGCAAAAUCCUAUCAAUAGUCCUUUCUGUUUUAUGUUUUAUAGUCUUAUUUUGAAGAAUCGGCAUGGUAAAAUGAUAGACAAGUUUCAAAUAAAGCAGAUAAUUAGCUCUAGAAUUGGGGUACUUUGCCUCAGGUACAGCAUCUGUCUUGAAUACAUAGUGAUGGCUGUGUCACACAUGGGUACAUUUACUUUCCUCUCUGAUCAACUGCACCCCUUUUUACUGGCAAAGAGGGCUCCUACUUUCUACACACUUAACCAGUCAAACAGAUAGGUUUUGGCACCACCGAAAGAACCACAAGUGCACCCCAGCUGCAUCUGGGCAUGGUUUUGGUACUAGGACUAGAGAAGUGAGCAGUAAAUGACAGUCCUUACCCUAGGAAGAGAUGGGAGAAGAGAGGUGUCCAGACAUAUUUACCUUUUCUCUUCUGUCAUGCCCCAAGAACCAAGGAUCAUCUUUGAAGUGACGUCUUUUUUGUUAAAUUGGAAGAAGAAAACUUUGCAGCCAGGCGUGGUGGCUCACGCCUGUAAUCCCAGCACUUUGGGAGGCCGAGGCGGGCGGAUCACAAAGUGUCAGGAGUUUGAGAACAGCCUGGCCAACAUGGUGAAACCCCAUCUCUACUGAAAAUACAAAAUCCCAGCUACUUGGGAGGCUGAGGCAAGAGAAUCACUUGAACCUGGGAGGCGGAUGUUGCAGUGAGCCGAGAUCACGCCACUGCACUCCAGCCUGGGCAACGGAGUGAGACUCCAUCUCACAAAAAAGAGAAAAGAAAAGAAAACUUUGCUUCACUAAGUUUCUCUUGCCAUUAUCUCAUUAAUUCAGAUCUGUACCUCAUUGCUGCUCACACAUAUAUGUUUCUUACCUUAGCCUGAACCUUCUCAGGCCUUGAAGUCAUUAUUCUACUCUUUUUUUUUCUUUUCCUUUUUUAUGGCACUAGAGAAUGAAAACCUAAGGUCUUAGAAAAUCUUAACUUGAAAAAGUCUCUAACUGGCAUGAUUUGAUUACUUUUUUCCCCUGUGGACAAAUAAUUUUCUUUCCUAUAUAAUAGAUUUUUAGUAAGUGAAACCUUUGCUGCUGCUUUCCUGGGUUUACAUUAGUUUUUUCCUGCCCUUAAGAAUAAUUUAUCUGUGCUUCUCUGAUGACUGUUAAUUUCUAAUAGUGCAGGAAGGGAUGAGCUUUUGAUUUCUUCUCACUCCCCUCCUCACCCUACUUCCAAAUUACACACUAACUUCUAACCCUUACAGCCUGUUGGCACAUACACAAGAUCCACGAGACCAUGCUCCUCAGAAGCUACCCAUGUCCUUUCUCACCAUGGUGUGGCUCUUGGAGCCCUGAGUAUCUGUGACUACCCACUCCAAAGGUUGACUGUAAGAGGAGAGCGGCCUUCUUAAUUUUGCAUUUCUUAAUUUUGUUUUUCUCCAUUCCUGUUUUAUGACUUGGCCUUCAGAUGCUUCCUACUCUGGCCUCCUCCUUUUUUCUCCUAGGAAUUGUUUCCAGGUAACCUACCAUGUGCACUUCUCAGCUGCUCUGCUCACCUUUGCCCACCUUCCCGUGACCCUGAGAGUACAGAUCCGAAUAAUGUGGCCUGUGCAGAGCUCAGAGAACUGUGAGGACUACCCAUGCCUGUCAGACUCUGCUCAGGGACAGAGAUGGAUGGGUAAAUGGUGCUGUUGGAGACAUUUUUAUCUUCAUACCAGGCUCUGUUUCAUCCCUGCACCCCGCACCCCCACUCACUCCCCUGAGGGGGUAAAAUGCAGAGGUGGUUGACCUGAAGGGUCUGAUUCCCUCCUUCCCAAGCCUUAGGGCCUACCCUGGAGUGCUGCAGUGUGUGAGAGCUGCUGCUUGCUUGUUUCUCCACUAGGCCUGCUCCAAAUGCUUAGCCAAUCUCUGGAGCCGACACAGUUGCCUACGGGGUGACUUAGCACCAGGUUCCAUUAGCUCUCCAAGUGACUGUUUCCACCCAGUACUUUUGGCGCUUGAGGAUGGGGGGAGGGGGAUUAUUUAAAAUAAAUAAAAUCCGAGGUGGCAGUAGAGGAUUCCUUUUGCUUUAAAAAUCUUUGGACUAAAAAAAAAAAAAAAAAGUUUUUUAUAUAUAAAUAUAUAAAGUAAAUUGUUAUGUAACUAUUAUUGUUUCUUGUAUGUUCUAAUUUUGUUUUAUGAUGUAAUUAAAGAAAGUAAGCUGUGAA
Molecule: messenger RNA, 13837 nt
Organism: Homo sapiens (human)
Lineage: Eukaryota; Metazoa; Chordata; Mammalia; Primates; Hominidae
Gene: FBXL20
Product: F-box and leucine rich repeat protein 20
Exons: 15
Coding region: 3772-5040 (422 amino acids)
Biological process (GO): regulation of protein catabolic process at presynapse, modulating synaptic transmission; regulation of synaptic vesicle exocytosis
Cellular component (GO): synapse; Schaffer collateral - CA1 synapse; presynapse
Source: RefSeq, a predicted model, not a curated record